CGGCGUGUUUUCCCGUGGGUCUCUGGGGAGACUCUCGUUGGUUCACAGGGGAAGGAGGGCGUGGUGCAGGGGGCGGUAGUUUACUGGAUUCUCACCAAUGAGAACUUGGAAAGUGCGGACAAAGCCUGAGGCUGCCCAAUGAGGGCUGAGAGGAGGCGUUCCUGAGUUCAAAGCGGGAGGAGUUAGGAGGCUUUGGAAGCUUUUGGCGCUAAUCGUUCCUGUAUCUCAGAGUUUGCAACAGGACACAAGACAGUCCUUUAAAAGGGUUCCUAGGAGAUUAAAUUGACCGAUAUUUUAAGAUGCCCACCACCAGGUCUCGCAGCCAGCCCACGCUCCAGUACCCCCGCAGGAAGUCCUCCAGGGCAGCUGCGGCCAAGCCCCAGCCUGUCGCCCGAGCCGAGCCCCCGCCCAGCGGGGCUGUGCUGCCACUCAGCCCGAGGAAACGCCUGGGAGCUGAAAAUGGGUGCAACCUGCCCCCGGGGGUCCUGGGAUCCCCCCCGAAGCAGAGCCGGCUGAGGGACCCCUCCCCCGCGCGCGGGUCGCGCAGGCUGAGCUUCGACGAGAACGUGCCGUGCCGGGACGCGCCCUCUCCGGUCAAGCCGGCUGCUCCCAGCUGCCCCGCUGAGGUGCCGAGCUCCCCGAAACUCGGGACCCCCCAGCGGGCCUGCACCACCCCGACAGCCAAGGGGUCCCCAGCGCGCUCCCCGUUCCGCUGCAGGCAGGAGACGCCGGGCAGCUCUCCCGCCGGAGCCCAGGGAGAGAGGCGCCCCCCCGUGGUGCGGCUCUUCGCCAACGACAAUUCCCGCUUCCAGCAGGUGAAGCAGGCUCUGCACACCUCCCUGCCGGAGAGGCUGCUGUCCCGGGACCGAGAGAGUGCCGUCAUCCGCUCCUUCCUGUGCGAGAGGGUCAAAGGUCGGCGCCCGGGCAGCCUGUACAUCUCCGGAGCUCCGGGCACAGGCAAGACGGCCUGCCUGACCCGCAUCCUGCAGGACUGUCGGGAGGAGCUGCAGGGCGCCCAGUGUGUUUUUAUCAACUGCAUGACUCUGCGCAGCUCUCAGGCCGUCUUCGCCCUGGUGGCCGAGCGGCUGGGGGCCGCGGGGGGCCAAUCCCAGCCCAAGGACUCGGACAGGCGGCUGGAGAAGCUCGUCACCCGCCCCGGGCCCAUGGUCCUGCUCGUUCUGGACGAGAUGGACCAGCUGGACAGCAAGGCCCAGGAUGUCCUCUACACCAUCUUCGAGUGGCCCUGGCUGGCCAGCUCGCGCCUCUGUCUCAUCGGUAUUGCCAAUGCCUUGGACCUGACGGAUCGUAUCCUACCCAGACUCCAGUCUCGGCCUCACUGCCGCCCCCUGCUGCUCAACUUCCCUCCCUACAGCCGCCAGGAGCUGACCGCCAUCGUGCAGGACAGGCUGGCUCAGGUGUCCGGGGAGCCUGUCCUGGACGGAGUGGCGGUGCAGUUCUGUGCCCGGAAGGUGUCGGCGGUGUCGGGAGACGCUCGCAAGGCUCUGGACAUCUGCAGGAGAGCUGUGGAGAUGGUGGAGUCGGACGUCCGAAGCCAGAAGGCGUCUGAAUCGAAAGGCGCGCCGCGGGCCAGCCUGCCGCAGGUGUCCCGGGUGCUGUCGGAGGUGUACGGGGAGCGCAUGGCGGGGGGCGAGGCGGAGUGCUUCCCCCUGCAGCAGAAGCUGCUGGUGUGUGCCCUGCUGCUGCAGAGCCAGCACGGCAAGAGCAGGGAGCUCCCGCUGGGCAAGCUCCACGAGGUGUACAGCCGCCUGUGCCGCCAGCGGCAGGUGAGCGCGGUGGCGUCCGGCGAGUGUCUGUCUCUCUGCACGCUGCUGGAGAGCCGGGGGGUGUUCGGGCUCAAGAAGGCCAAGGAGGCGCGGCUCACCAAGGUGAGCCUGAAGAUGCAGGAGAAGGACGUGGAACACGCCCUGAAGGACAAGGCCCUCCUGGGCAGCAUCCUGGCGGCCGGCCUGCCCUGAGGCGGCUCCUCGUUGGCCUCCGUGUACGGGAACGUUUUUAAAACCAGACUUUUUGCUGGGGAGAUUCCAGACGGGCUCCUUGUCCUCUGUGAGGGCUUCAGCAGUGGCGGGUCAGCUGCUCUGGGGGCUGGGAGGUCAGCCUCAGGCCCCUGGGAGUGUCGUCACUCCUGCAGGGUCCAGCACCUUAGCGUCUCCACCCGGUGAAGACAAAGGACUGAUCACCUGGUUUUUAAUCCACAGAACUCUGCGCAGUAUUUAUCUUUUUAAAUCUUUUAUUGUGUUUUAAGUUUUUAUGCAGCACUUAGUGAGAAGUGCAAAAGUUGUAUAGGCAUGGUCUUGUAGCUUUUAGAACUCGUUUAUUUUUUUAAAAAGUUUUCUGAAUGCUACAGUAUGCACCCGUUAAGGGUUUUCCAUGUUGAUGGCUUUAUUUUUUUUAAAUAAAUGUACAUUGUUCUUUUGACACCCA
Messenger RNA from Lepisosteus oculatus (spotted gar), 2442 nucleotides. RefSeq names its product cell division cycle 6 homolog (S. cerevisiae) (gene cdc6). Gene Ontology annotation, cellular component: nucleus. The record is from RefSeq and is a predicted model, not a curated record. Gene Ontology annotation, molecular function: DNA replication origin binding; ATP hydrolysis activity. NCBI's taxonomy places the organism in Eukaryota, Metazoa, Chordata, Actinopteri, Semionotiformes, Lepisosteidae. Gene Ontology annotation, biological process: mitotic DNA replication checkpoint signaling.